Molecule: messenger RNA, 985 nt
Organism: Telopea speciosissima
Lineage: Eukaryota; Viridiplantae; Streptophyta; Magnoliopsida; Proteales; Proteaceae
Exons: 5
Coding region: 56-673 (205 amino acids)
Molecular function (GO): serine-type endopeptidase activity
Source: RefSeq, a predicted model, not a curated record
AGGGAGGCUUCGGUGGAGAGGGGGGAAUGCUUCAUUGUGACAGAUAGAGCUUGCGAUGGUUUCCCUGUCGACGUGGUUUCGAUACAUAGCACACAAGUUUGAGUACUCUGUAUCUCUCAGUUGGAAGAGCUAUAAGAUAGGUCAAAUAACAGAUAGUGAAGUAGGUGACACCAUAUGGAAAAAUUUAUUUCAGGGCAAGUUAACAUACUUGCAUUGGAGUAAGGGAGAAGAGAUGGCCCCGACGAUAGGGGGCCAAGGAGGAACUCUUCUUGUUCGUAAACUGGCAACCACAGAUCCAACGCGUGUUUUUGUUGGAGAUGUAGUUGUCUUGAAGGACCCUGAAAAUUCAGAUAGUUAUUUGGUCAGAAGGUUGGCUGCCGUCGAAGGAUAUGAGAUGGCGUCUACUGAUGAGAAAGAUGAGCCUUUUGUUCUUGAAAAGGAUGAGUGUUGGGUAACUUCUGACAAUGAAUCUUUGAAGCCCAAGGAAGCCAAGGACAGUAGAACAUUCGGCCCUGUUCCUAUGACAAACAUUGUUGGUAGAGUCAUAUAUGAGAUGCGAACAGCUGUUGAUCAUGGCCCUAUACAAAACAGUUAUUUCGGUAUGCGAAAGGAUUCACCAGUGUUGGAAGUUGAAUUGGAUGUUGAUGAGAUGGCUAAGAGUGCCAGAUCAUAGGCUCUUCAUGGAUUUAUAAAAAAAUGGUGUGAGCUCUCACUUGAUCUUAUGUGUUUAUUUAUCCCUGGCCAAUUCAUUUAACAGAGAUGUGUUCUGUGUACCUGCUGCUGGAGAGAGAAAAAUUAAUAAAAAUGAGAGCUUUCUUCUCAGUUUGUUGGUAUGGAGGACUGAGUAAUUAUAUACUAUUCCUGACACCUAAUGUGGCAAUUGGGAACUGAUCCUUUUCCUUUCUUAGAUCUUCCUGUUUGCUUUUUCUUUUUGGUAGUGUUGCUUGAGAAUUUUGAGGCAGCUUGUAAUGAAUUUUGCUCUCCA